Kockovaella imperatae is the source of this 1528-nucleotide messenger RNA. Its product is annotated as xylose isomerase-like protein. Gene Ontology annotation, cellular component: nucleus; mitochondrion. The record is from RefSeq and is a predicted model, not a curated record. Gene Ontology annotation, biological process: base-excision repair. Gene Ontology annotation, molecular function: phosphoric diester hydrolase activity; DNA-(apurinic or apyrimidinic site) endonuclease activity; DNA binding. Bases 103 to 1509 code for a protein of 468 amino acids. NCBI's taxonomy places the organism in Eukaryota, Fungi, Basidiomycota, Tremellomycetes, Tremellales, Cuniculitremaceae. The transcript is spliced from 5 exons.
AACAACAUCGCAAGCUCUGACAAGUAGGUCACUCAGCUUGAGCCAUAAACUGACAAAUGCAGAUCUGUCGUGAAGGAGUCGGUGGAGAGCCUAUUGUCAGAGAUGCAGCAGGCGCGGGACUUUGGGGUUCGUUUGCUGGUCUUUCAUCUCGGCAACACUGGCCAGGUGGACGCAGAAGAGCACGAACGCGUGGUGGCAGCCACAGCGAAACGAAUACGCAAGCUCCUCAAGAAAGUUCCCGAGGUGGACCUCGCAGUUGAGACCAUGACCGACCGGUGCUGUGGUGAGACCAGUCACAGUCUGGACGCCAUUCAGCGCUUCAUCACGCUGGUCAACAUGCCCGGCAGAGUCAAAUUCUGUAUGGACCUCUGCCAUGUAUACAUGCAGUUCGACCUGGCAGAGACUGAAGCUCGAGGAGAAUUUUUGCGGGCGGUAGAGGGAUUGGGAAGGGAAGCUAUAGCCGCAGUACACCUCAGUGACUCGCUGGAGAAGCAUGGGACGAGGAAGGACUCACACACGAAUCUCGAUUUCGGAUACAUAGGAAGCGAUGCGUUUAGGGAGAUCCUUCGCCACCCAUCAUUCUCCAGAGUUCCCAUCAUCCUCGAAACACCUGGUUAUUUCUGCGGGAAUCGGGACAGAGAUCAAGGAGUUCCGGCGCAGAUUGGAUGCUUGGAGCGUGCAAGACACGAACUAGAGAUACAGCUCAUCAAUCGCAUCACGGACGCAACUGAUGAAGAAUGGGCCGCCGAUUGGAUAUCCAUACGCAAAAAUCAUCGGAAGGAGAAGGCUCAAAUCGAGACAAAGAUCCGGAAUCUUGUGAUGAGGACAGGUGGGACCCUCAGAGACACCCUCUUGGCCAACCGAGCAGCUGUGAACGGCAAGCUCUGUGCGGUGGGGAGACAUUGGGCGCGUGAAGGGAAAGGCCUAUCGGGAUCGGGUCGCAGGCACAAAAAGCCUCGAAGGUCCUCCCAACGGGCUGCACAUUUGUCGGACCCGAUCUCUUCUAUCCGUGAAACCCGAGCGAUGACCGUAUCAUCUCGACGACGCCAAGAACUUCGUGAGCGGAAGGAAGCGAGAGCCAAUGCAGCACAGCGACCUUCCUUCCGGGAAGAGUCUUGGGUACGGGGCUCGAGCCUCUUCAGUGAUCACUCCCCAGAGCCCGAUCCGUGGACUUUUGAAGGCUCAAAAGCGAGAAAACGCAAUAAGCGACCGAAAGCGGGCUCGACGGGAAUGAACUGGCCAAGGCGGGUGGACAUUCGGGACAGUCCUGCGUCUGCAUCAGGUGGUUGUCCAGUGGAGCUCUCACCCGUCAAUCUCGGCCAUCCUUCCUUAUACGAUACUUUGAACGGGGACAGACAACCAAGUCCCGGGCCGAGUCGGCUCAGGCGGGAGCUCCCAGGUGAGGAAGAGAGGCUAGGUUCGGACGCGACUGCGAUCGAGGAGCAUGUUAGCGAGUGCAAGGCACAGAAGCUGCGGAGGAGGAAAGACAAAGGGAAGGCGAAAGCAUAGACUCUCGAUGAUAUCCACU